CGCGCGUACCAAUAACCGUGACAGAUCGUGCUUGAGACCGGGAACCGGGACCGGGAGUGUAUUUAUCAUACAUUUAUUUCUGCCACGGCACCGGACUUCGUUGGCGGAUUAUCUCGGAGGAGCGAAAUUGGGAGUUUGUUUUCUUAUUUUGUGAUUCGUUCCAGUAAAAAUAUAAGCGCCGGAAACAAACCUGGAACAGACAUAUUCUAAUCGAUCAAAAGCAGCGUGGAGUGUGUACGCACGACAGGCGAGAAGAACUCUGUUGUUGGUUUUGUUUUGGUGAUUUAUUGCGCGAUCACCCGGUGACACCAGAUAUCUCGAAUCCGUGUGAAUGGGAAGGAGAUGAUCUGUUGUAGUAUGAAGAUCGUAAAUCGAUCACCGCAGAUGAAUCAAAGCAGGAAAAGAUGAACAGGUCAAUCGAUAAUGGUUAGUGGGUUCUCCUGAGAAUGGCUCCAACUGUGUACUCGCCUUUGGGGGAGUGAGUGAUCUUAUCGCAUCGGACUGCGAUCUUCGGAAAAAAUAAAUUUAAAUUUUGGACUCCGAGCGUUUCAACGGGAAACGCGGAGAAACCAAUUGGGACAGGAAAUCGUUCAUCAUUAUCUUCCCGAGAAGUGAGAUAGAGCAAAGAGAAAAAAAAUAAAACAAGAUCGGUGCUAGGCCGUCGAAGGUGUCAUGCCGAGGCGUUUUGUGUUCUGUUUGCCUCCUCUGAAACGCCACAAAUAAGGCUUAAAGAUAGUGCGAGCUCAGAAACACGAUACCUCCUUAUAAGUGAGUCAGUGUCUUAGAUGGAAACAAAACAAGAAAAAAAAAGUGCCUUAGUGCGUACCGGGUUUCGCAAAUCGUCAGUGGUUCCAAGUGAUAUUCGGAAAGAUCAGGCGUAAAGGAGCAUAUCUACCAACUAGUCGCGAUCAGUAGGAUCGAUGAUUAUAAGUUCGAAGUAAACGUGGAGCUGCCCAAAAAUACGAAAAGCAAUCAGAAGAGGGCCAGCCAGCAAAAAAAAGUGCUAAUUUAGUGGCUAAAGAUCAAACAUUGGGUUUUGAAAGCGUGUUUGCCAUUUAUUGGGUCUACCAAGAAGAAGAAAUAUUUGCCACUUUUUUACGCUCCACCACAGUUCGAACGUGCUACUGAAUUCGUUGCCCGUUUUUUACGCGAGGCCAUAUUUUUGCGACCGAUUGCGAUUUAGGGAAGUGGAAAUUGUCCUUCUUGGAAGUUGGGGCUUUUUUGGGGCAGGGAUCCCUUGAGCCAACUAAGAAAAAAAAGGAAGAAAAUGAUGAAGUAUGCUUCUGGAGCAGUCGGCAGCGGAGUUUGGCGGCAGCAGCUGUUAUGGUGGAUGCUGAGGCUGAAUCUGAUCUUUGGGUUGUUUCUGACUUGCUCGAUGGUUGCGCAAGCAGAAUCAAAAUUGCAAGGUCUCUACACACAUCACCUGGAAGACUCGGCCCAGUUGGUGGUUCCACGGAAAGUGAAUCACCGAGGCGAGUUUCUAUCGCAUCGAUUAGUACAUCAUCAUCAUCAACAACAACAACAGCAUCUAGAUCGCCAGAGGCCUAAUGAUGGGCAGCAUAGUUUAGAUUACGAUUCCCAGCAGGACUGGGAUCAGAAUAGGAUAGUUGAAGAUCUAGACAACAUCUACGGCCGUAGAGUUAAACGAUCAGCAAGUGCAGACAAUGCUGGAGAAGAAUUGGCAGAUCCCAAGAAACUACACUACCAUGUGGAUGUUGGGGAUCAAACGUUGCAUCUGGAACUAGAGCCGUCAACGGAAUCGUUCGUAGCACCAUUAAUGGUAGUGGAACGACAUCGGCGAGAUCUACGCACCAGAUCGCGCUCCAAGAAGCACAUCCACAGCUGUCACUACCAAGGGCACAUCCGAGGUCAUGAACAGUCCCGAGUUGCUCUAUCCGCCUGCCAAAAUGGUUUGACCGGCUUUUUGAGGACCAACAAAACCGAAUACUGGAUUGAACCUUCGAGGCAUCAUUCUCCUUCGGAUGAGGAAGGCCAUCCCCAUGUGCUGUUCAAGCGAGCCGACGUAAAGGAGGUCAAGGAUGUGCGUGCCAAGAAAACCAACCCCUCUCAAUCAGGCGGAGCCGCGAAAAAGAAGAAGAAGAAGCGAAAGCGACGCCAUACCAGUAACUGCGGAACGAAGGAACCUCGUCGGGUAACGGAAACCCGUCUCGAGUGGCAACAUCAAGGAAAGGUGAUUGUCCAGGGUGGUCGAAAAACUCGGGAUCAUCUUUCGGUUGGCGGAGGUGGAGGUGGGGGUGGCUCGGUUGCCGGAUCCGGUAAGAAACGCAUCAAACGUUCGGUGAGCACUCCUAGACACGUGGAAGCUCUCGUCGUGGCAGAUCCUUCCAUGGCUUUGUUUCACCAGGACGUGGAUCUACAGCAGUACCUGUUGACCAUCAUGAACAUGGUAUCCUCCCUGUACAAGGAUCCGACCAUUGGUAAUUCGGUUCAAGUUACAGUGGUUCGAAUCAUCAUUCUCGAGGAGGAAGAAGCACACGUCGACUUCAACGUUACCCACGUAGCGGCAAAUACGUUGGAAAACUUCUGCAGGUGGCAGCGUAAUUUGAAUCCCUCCGGAGAAGACGAUCCGCAUCAUCACGAUGUGGCGAUUUUGGUGACCCGCAAGAACAUCUGCUCAGCCCAGGGUUGUGCAACUCUGGGAGUAGCAAACGUGGGUGGAAUGUGUCGUCCAGAUAAGUCCUGCAGCGUGAACGAAGACAACGGCAUCACUUUGGCGCACACCAUCUCGCAUGAGCUGGGUCACAAGUAA
Uranotaenia lowii is the source of this 2770-nucleotide messenger RNA. Its product is annotated as A disintegrin and metalloproteinase with thrombospondin motifs 7-like. Gene Ontology annotation, biological process: proteolysis. Bases 1268 to 2770 code for a protein of 500 amino acids. Lineage: Eukaryota; Metazoa; Arthropoda; Insecta; Diptera; Culicidae. The record is from RefSeq and is a predicted model, not a curated record. The transcript has 8 exons. Gene Ontology annotation, molecular function: metalloendopeptidase activity.